AUGCGGGGCUCUUUACCGACAAUGCUCUGGCAGGACGGUAUCGAGCUCUCUGGCGGAGACGACGACGAGACAUACCGCCCCGGCGAUAUCGUCCUUCCCGAUGGACACCUGGACUCAGGCAGCAGGCACGGCAGCAGCGUGCGGGUGGACCCGGGGUCCGAGGGAGAGGCACGGCAGCAGCGUGCGGGUGGACCCGGGGUCCGAGGGAGAGGUGAGGCGACACCCGCCCGUUCCUCUGGCAACACCAACUCUCGGAAGCACAAGAAAUCCAAAACGGGUUCCGACGACAGGGCGGAGCUGGUAGCCGACACGAAGGAAGUGAUCGCCGUGUGGCGCAAAGCAGCGGAGCAGGAAGUACGGGGAGACGAACCUUCUUUCGGUGAUAUAGAGGAGGACCGAGCAAAGUACUUUGCCAUGGAGGGAUUCAUCGACGAUGUUAAGAGGCUCCAAACAAAGGUCGAUUCUGCAUCAUCGAACUUUUUGCGGGAGAAUAUCAAAAGUUGUUAGAUGCCGCUGAAGCGCGAGGGGCACGGGCUGAGCAGAGCAGCGACGAGGCGGCUGUGGCAUCAUCGAGCGCCGCAGCCGCGCCCCCCACCGUCUCGAGUCCUGCCGCACCAUCUAAACGCCUGCAGCGGUCGAAGGACGGACGGUAGCGGGCGAUGUGAUGUAGGAUCUCCAUGGGCUUCCGGAGCGCACGCCCGUGGAUGAUUUGCCGGCGAUGGCACAGGCCUUGGCGCGUACAGGCGACGGGGGUGGAGCUUGAGUACUGGUUGCGCGGGCGAGAGGCGGGAAUGGAUGGUGGGGGAACACAGUCUUUGGUGGGAGCACCCUGGCUGGAAACCUGCGGGCGAUUGCGCGGGUGUUGCUGUAACAGUGCACACGGGGGCGCAGGAGCUGUGGGGCGUGUGUGUUUCGGAGUGAGCGGCAACAGCAGGACGAUAACAGAACGUAAGCGCACGUGUUGAAAGCUCCCCGAGCCGUGAGGGAUGCUGUGUUUUUGAAGUUUCAAACGUGGGGGGAGCCUUUGAUCUAUGUUCUACGCAAAGGCGUUGCCCGACAUGGGGGUUGCGCGGGGGUGAACCGUUCAGUAAACGCAACACCACUCUCCAACCUCACUUUUGUUUUUCAUUAUCUACUCAUUUUCGAAUUGUGGAGAGGGAUGUACCAGAGCAAGAAAUCUUGGGGGGGAAAUACCUGCCCGGAUAUGGUGAAGAGUCACUUCGCUUGGAAGUUGCUUCGUAGCUACUAGAUACAGAUGUUCCCACUUAAUUAGUUAUUCCACGGGGGGAUCAAGGAGUUGGCUUUCCCGACCGAUUUUUUUUUUGCCGUCUGUGGGGUGGGUGGAAACUACUGCUGUACGUGGGCACGAAAGAAGAGGCCUUUUUUGAGACUGCUGUUGACCUGGCCAAGUGCUGAACAACCCACAUAGCUCGUCUGACUACCACACAUGAUUUUGUUCAGAUUGAUUUCAUAAGGUCCGCGAACUCCUGCCAACCAUGGCAUUGGCAGGUGAUGCAUGUUUUAUUUAUGAGUUUGAGGUGCGAAGGUUCUUGUCGCGGCAAGCGACGAGACUCCUUCCCCCUUUUGGCGAGGAUAUCGCACAUGCGAUGAAAUACUCGGAGUGUUUCCGGAAAUAUUGUAACUCCCUCCGACCCCUUCAGAUUUGGCUAAACAGCAGCGAGAAGUGGAGCUACAGCAUUAUGACGGGGCAUUGCGAUGCUUUCACGCACGUCGGGUCUGCCCUCGAAGGAGGACAUUUGUUUGGUUGUUCUCAUGUUCGGUUCAAGGUUCUGCGGAUCCUCAUAUUUAUUCCAGACGUUCAACAUCGUGACAUCUCGUUUUGGAAUGACGGAUGCGUCAAAAUGACGGCAGUUCCGUCGUAGAGGAUCAUAUUGUCACCGAGACCUUGCUUGUGCUCUGCCGUGGGUGGAAAGCCCUGUGAGAGCCUGUUCUUCUAAGCGUGUGUGUUUAUUUAUUUUUUACGGACACCAGAGAGAUUUGAUGUCCGAGAAUAGCUUGGACUUAG
Molecule: messenger RNA, 2026 nt
Organism: Ectocarpus sp. CCAP 1310/34
Lineage: Eukaryota; Phaeophyceae; Ectocarpales; Ectocarpaceae
Source: the annotation of a GenBank genome assembly